Molecule: messenger RNA, 2464 nt
Organism: Annulohypoxylon truncatum
Lineage: Eukaryota; Fungi; Ascomycota; Sordariomycetes; Xylariales; Hypoxylaceae
Exons: 4
Coding region: 228-2336 (702 amino acids)
Biological process (GO): intracellular iron ion homeostasis; copper ion import; iron ion transport
Cellular component (GO): plasma membrane
Molecular function (GO): ferric-chelate reductase activity
Source: RefSeq, a predicted model, not a curated record
ACACUGUAUGGCGACACCAUUGCCGUUAGACGAUUGUGCUGCAACUCGUGUCAGCAUGGGCUCAUAUACCUACCAGUCCGGAGCAGUAUAGCUCCUUCUCCACCAGGCCCAGCCCCGGUUCGUGGUAACCAAUGAUAUAUACUACUUCCUCCGUGAUAUAUAUUUUCCCCAAAAUCCUAUGAUAUUCACCUAACAAUCGACCAGGCUAUGCUUCAUUCACGUCCAACAUGAGGAUCAAUAUCAGCGUUCUCGUUGCCACUCUCCUGGGAGCAGCCAAGGCCACGACGGGCUAUCGAGGUUAUGGUCUGAUUGGCCAUGGAAUCACCAUGUAUGACCCAACUUGCGCCUUCUCAUGUCAUGAUGUUAUUAGCAGUUAUCAGCUUAGUUGCUCCGUGCUCUCAGAUCAAGACGACAUGGAUAUGGGCGGUAUGUCAGGACCAAUGAUCAUGACCUCAUCCGAUUGUUAUGCAAACGACGACAAUUUCCUCCAUAGCAUGGCUUACUGCAUCAGUACACACUGCCCUCAUGUUUCCGAUACGCGACUUGAACAUUACUGGGAGUAUUUCCUUGUCGGUCGCUCCCCGGGCCAACCUACCCCUAAGGAGACAUAUAGCAUUGCCUUGCUUCAUGCUGAUCCGCCCCCAAAGGUGACCGUUGCCCUUCAAGCACUGCUCAACACUACCACCUUAGUUGAUGAGGAGGAAUACUUGGCAUCCUACAAUUCCCUCUCUCUAUGCGAGGAGACCGACACUAGGCAAAGUAACUUUGGACUGGCUAUACUGAUCACUGGUGCUGUGAUACCCGUAGCAUGUUCUCUGCUACGUUUUGUGCCUUUCCCCAAGGGUCUGGCGAGCCAGUUUAACGCCUACUUUAUUGAACCCCCUUUAUUUGGUCGAAGACAUCGAGCUCCACUCCAUAAUCUUGCUAUCAUGCCUACGCGGGGUCAGACAAUGUUGAUAGUAUAUUUCUUUAUCAUCAACAUCGUGUUCUCGUGCGUCGGUUACCCGCUAGCAAUGCCGAACUCUUGGUAUCCGUCAAAGCAUGAGGAAUUAAUGGGCUACGUCCGAAAUCGCCAGGGGGUUCUGAGCUUCGCCAACGUCCCGCUCCUUGUUCUCUACUCGGGUCGAAACAAUAUCCUCCUGACCAUUACUAAUUGGCACUACUCGACGUUCCUCUUACUACACCGUUGGAUUGCCAUCAUCUGUACGAUCGAGGCAUGCAUACACUCGGCAAUGUACUUACAUAGGUGCCUCGUAAGGGAUGAAUAUUAUUCCGAAAGUAAACUGCCAUAUUGGAUAUGGGGGAUCGUCGCUGUUCUAGCGUUCACUGUCAUGCUCCCCGCUAGCAUCCUCCCACUGCGACAGAAAGCAUACAACCUUUUCCUCGCCUCCCACUUCGCUCUCUCCUUUAUCGCCCUCAUCGCUUGCUAUUUCCACAUCUACCACCGAUUUGAAAACCAGUGGGGGUACGAGACGUGGAUCUACAUCGGCUUCGCGCUCUGGGCUUUCGACCGACUUAUGCGCUUUGCUCGGCUGGCACGAAACGGGAUUCGGUCUGCCGAGAUCACCGUCGUCGACGAGAACAACAUCCGCGUCGACGUCCCCGGGGUUUCGGCGCAGGGUCACGCGUAUCUCUAUUUCCCAACCCUGAGCUGGCGCGUCUGGGAGAACCACCCCUUCUCCGUGAUGGGAGCUUUGACGGCGCAAGAGCCGGAAAAGACAUCUAGUGUGUCGGUCUCGGAGGAGAAAACCAGCUUGCCUGGAAGCGACAUGGAGAAAAGAGACGAGGAGCCUUCCUCCCCUGUCCAAGAUAGCUCUGUCUCCUCACAACCAACGACGGGGCCCUCAUUCAAGACAGGCCUAACAUUCUUCAUCGCCACCAGCGGAAAUGGCAUUCGAUCCAUCCUCCACAGCAAGACCAAACUCCCCGUUCUCGUCGAGUCCUCAUACGCCGCCUCCUCGCUGGACGAACUGCGCACCGUGCCCAACUGCAUACUAAUUGCGGGCGGCGUAGGAAUCACGGCCUUGGCGCCUCUUCUUCGCACCCGCGGUACCGCUGUGCGAUUAUUCUGGGGUUCGCGGAGCCAAGCCCUGGUGGAAGCGGUAAGGACGGCCCUGGGUCCCGGCGUGUUGGAGCCGAGCAUCAUAGGCGAGAUCUCGGUAGGAAGACGAUUAGACUUGCGCACGAUUCUGGAGCGCGAAGUUCUGGAGGGUAGUGAGACUGCCGUCGUUGUCUGCGGACCGGUCGGAAUGGCGGACGAGGUGCGGGCGAUCGUGUGUGAGCUCGGGCAGAAGGGCAGGAUCGUUAAGCUGGUUGAUGAGGCGUUCAGCUGGUGAGAGGAAACUGGGAUAAUGGGGGUUAUGAAAAGGGGCGUUGGAAGGGUUGGCGUGAAGACACUCCUGCAUCGUGGCAACUCUAGUCUUACUUAUACCAGGUACCUCACAAAUUUAUUUCAAUUUAUUAC